Messenger RNA from Pieris macdunnoughi, 1416 nucleotides. The record is from the annotation of a GenBank genome assembly. Lineage: Eukaryota; Metazoa; Arthropoda; Insecta; Lepidoptera; Pieridae.
AUGUUAGAUAAUUUUCAAGCCGACUUGAAGUUGAAGUGGAGACAGUAUUUGGCAGCGUCCUUUGCGAGCUAUGGAAGCUUAUGCACGGGCAUGUCAAUGGGCUGGACGUCUCCGGUCUUCCCGAAACUGCGCUCCGAAAACUCGCCUCUCCCUCAAAUACCCACCCUGCAAGAGGAGAACUGGAUUGGCUCCUUACUUGUACUGGGAGGGCUACUCGGGCCAUUAAUAACAGUGCCACUAUUAAACCGCGUGGGCCGUCGUUGGAUAGUAAUGGGCUCCAACAUUCCACUGCUGCUUGGCUGGCUACUUGCUGGAGUGGCCACGGACUUGCCCACACUGUAUGCUGCAAGGAUUAUGUGGGGCUGUGCCACGGGCAUGCAGUUUGCGAGCGUUCCGUUGUAUAUUGGAGAGAUCGCUGAGGACAAAAUUCGUGGAGCUUUAAGCGCUCUGUUCCUACUUUUCAUUAACGUGGGUUUCCUGCUUGCCUACGCAAUCGGCCCCUUCACCUCAUACUGGGGUCUGACAGCAACUGGUGGUAUCCUGUCCCUAUUCUACAUUCCAUUUACGUGGCUCAUACCGGAGACACCCUUCUUUUUAGUUUAUAAAGGUAAAAUCGAAGAGGCAUCUGAAGUGCUUCAGAAGCUUCGUGGCCUUUCCAAGGAUGGCGUGCAAGCCGAGCUAGAUGGACUUCAGGCAAUGAUCGCCAGGGAAUUCAAGACCGAACCCAGCAUAAAAGACCUUUGGGCUACAAAAGGGAAUUUGAAGGCAUUAGGUAUUUGUGUUUUCCUCGCGAUGCUUCUUCAGCUGUCAGGUAUCGACGUACUGUUGUUCUACAUGGAGGAGCUCCUGGUGAAAAUUGGUACUACAAUCUCAGCUACAGAUGGCACCAUCAUCAUGGGCGUUGUUCAGGUGGUGACGAGUUGCAUAACUCCAUUGGUGGUGGACAGACUCGGCAGGAAGCUACUUAUGUGGACCACUUCACUUGGACUUACAAUAUUCUUGGGUAUAAUCGGUGUGUACGCACUACUGGACUCGCACUACAAGUACAACGUGGCGCCGUAUGCGUUCUUACCUUUGUUAUGUCUCAUUGUCUACAUGGUGCUUUUCACGUUGGGCGUGGGUCCCGUACCAUGGAUUCUGGUAGCGGAGAUGUUUCCGCCCCGAACCAAGUGUCUCGCCAGUGGUAUUGCCUCUUUCUGUUGCUGGACGGCCGGUUUUGUGUGGACACGAUUUUUCCGCGACGUCGCGGCCUCUUACGGGAUAUACACAGCGUUUUGGGUAUUAGCCAUUUGCUGCGGCUUCGGCUUCAUAUUCUCCAUUAGCCCGUUGCUUCCGGAAACCAAAGGGAAAACUUUCGACGAAAUACAGGACAUGUUAAAUAAUAGAUCAAAUGAAAACAAACCAGUCGAUGUAUAG